Molecule: messenger RNA, 803 nt
Organism: Xenia sp. Carnegie-2017
Lineage: Eukaryota; Metazoa; Cnidaria; Anthozoa; Malacalcyonacea; Xeniidae
Exons: 4
Coding region: 292-642 (116 amino acids)
Source: RefSeq, a predicted model, not a curated record
ACUUUAUUAUGUAUACAAAUAUAUUAUUUGCUAUGAUUUGAUAAAUCUAUUGUCAUGCAGCCUGAGGUCACUAUAAACUUCGAACAUUUCUCAAAUUUAAGCUAGCGCUAUGCUUUUGGCUUUUUUUUGAACAAAGGGAGGCACACUCAAUUAUUGUGGACCAAAAUGUAUUGCUUUUAAUAACGGGACCGUACUUAAUUCAGCCUAUGCCUGGUUUUAGGUUAGAACUAGAAUGCUAAAGCGUGUGUGGAAAAGGUGUAUGGAGUUUAAAAAGAAAAUGCCAAUGGACAAAUGGAAACUUUUUCUAUCGACUCCAUCUGUGGCACAGAAAGAAAGGGCACUUGCUCUCAUCAGUUUGAUACACUACUUAAGCAAGGAACCUUAACAGUAUCUAACAAAAAAAUUUGGAAGAUGUCAUAUCGCAAGCACAAGAAACUGCUUUAUGUUAAUGAAGGAUCAGUAUGGAGAGCACUGCUUGAUGAAAAACAGAUGCAUCAGAUGCAGCAGCAAUUUCGAAAUCAAAAAAAGACAAUCAUAAUUCAAGAACGUCUUAUCCAAGUUCUAACACAAAAUAUAACAACUUUGAGUAAAGAGUUAGAGCUUCAUAACGAUAAUUUUAUAAAUCAAGCAACGCACUCCUAGAAAUUGAAAAAUCGUUGAAACAGCUUAUAAAUAUAAACAUAGGUAUGCAACACACCCCACACAACGAUAUUGGCGUAGCCAGCCUGCAAAUUUGAUCCAGCUAUGCAAUUUUUCUGUAUUCUUUCAUUGCAAAAAAUAAUAGGUCAUGAAUUGAAUGAUAA